AUGAUUAACGAAUACGAAGUACAAGACGCAGAAGAACAAAUUGUGAUACCCCAAAUUCCACAAUAUGAGAGCGAAUUCAUUAAUGCUAAGAUGUUUUUGCAAAUGGCAAGUACUAAUACUGGGGAUAAUUUAUACGAUCAUCUAUCUGAAACUUUGAACAAGAUAUUAGCAGAGAGACCCCAGAAUAUAAUUGACUUUUUCGAAGAGUAUAGUAGAAAAGUGAAAGAGAGAAGAUUUAAACCACUAACUGAUCACUUAGAAGAUAUCUAUUGCUCUCCUGGUAGCUUACAAGUGGCUCAAAAAACAAUGCCUUUGCUUAAACCCUUGCCUCCUACCGAACCAUCUACUGUAGAUCCUGCUGAUUUACAAUUAGCGGAUAUGUCUCGAAACAAUAUGAUAGAAUUACUACAUUAUCUAGAGCAAUGCGGAUUGGGUAUACCAAGAACGGAAAUGUUUUUCGUUAUGCUAUCAAUGAGGCAGCUUAUAUACGCUGAACCUAUUUCUUCGAUUAGAUUUUGGGGAAAGAUAUUUGGCACACUUAAAGAUUAUUUUAUCGUUGAAUGUGAGCUGAAAGAUGAAGAGUAUAUAAAACGAAACGAGAUUUAUGCUCAAGAAGCUGAAAUAGAUAAACCACAAGUUAUAAACGCAGAUGAAACAGUUAUUUUGGAAGAAAACAGAAUCAGAAAAGCGUUGGACGAAAUUGCCAAGCAGCAACAAUUAGGAGGAGAAGGUGGUAAAUAUCCUAGACCUUUGCCUCCACUACCUAAAAUUAUAUAUGAAGAACCCCCGGAGCCGCCGUCUGAAUUAUCCGGAAUAGGGUUAAAUAAGAUGGUAUAUUAUGUAUGUAAUGGCGUCGGAGAGCCAUGGAUUCAACUACCGGACGUUACUCCGAAACAAAUUCGUACUGCUAGACAUAUAUACAAAUCGUUCACGGGAAAUUUAGAGGAGCCGAUUUGUACAUAUCCAGAAUUUCCGGGAAAAGAAAAGGACUAUCUUAGAGCACAGAUCGCUAGAAUAUCCGCAGGCACUCAGAUUUCUCCUUUGGGAUAUUAUACUUUCGGGAUCGGAGGAGAAGGCGAAGGCGGCGAAGAAGAUGAAGAGCCCGAAGAAGUGGCAGGUGAUAUGAAAACCAGUUACAGAGUAAAUCCCAAAUAUGAACCACCGCCUUUGAAAGAUUUAUUGGACAUGUCACUAUCGUUUUGGGUUCAUCAUGCUCAAUAUAUUUUACCUCAAGGUCGAACAACAUGGUGGAAUCCGAAUCCAAUGCCAGAAGUCGGAGAUGAAGAGCUGGGCGAAGAAUUAGGAGAAGAAGAAGAAGAAGUCGAAGAUAAAGUAAAAAUGCAACGUGUGGAACCUGAAACUGGUCCCCCUUUACUCAUACCUAUAGCAGAAGAUGCAUCUCUCGAAGCUGUACCUGCUUGGAGUGUGAGGUGCUCUUCUAAUAUUAUAGACGAUUUUGCUCUUGCCGUAGUUAGAUCGAAUUUAUGGCCAGGAGCCUUUUGCUUUUCGACACAAGGGAAACUAUUUUAUAAUAUUUAUUUUGGUUAUGGUUUAAAAUAUAUGGAGAGUAACUUUUCUCCAUUACCACUGCCGCCUGUCGAACAGGAAUAUCCGAUCGGUCCGGAGAUCAUGGAAGUCUUGGAUCCAACUGGAGCAGAAGAAGAAAAAUGGCGCAUAGAUCACUUGCCAGUACCGAAAAUAGAUCUACCGGUAGUAGAAGAAGGAGAACCGGAAGAACUAGAAGAAGAAGAAGAGGAAGAAGACGAAGAUUAA
This is a messenger RNA of Diorhabda sublineata, 1773 nucleotides long. RefSeq names its product radial spoke head protein 6 homolog A (gene Rsph4a). Gene Ontology annotation, cellular component: radial spoke; axoneme. Gene Ontology annotation, biological process: axoneme assembly; cilium movement involved in cell motility; cilium assembly. The record is from RefSeq and is a predicted model, not a curated record. The coding region runs from base 1 to 1773 and encodes 590 amino acids. The transcript has 9 exons. Lineage: Eukaryota; Metazoa; Arthropoda; Insecta; Coleoptera; Chrysomelidae.